CGCACUAACACAGGUUGUUGAGAUCAGCUCAACGCAGUUCUGUUUCUGGGGAAGUGAAACUCAGACAGUUGUCGUUACCGAGAAGUGAAAUGGCGCAGCAAACAAAUCCGCUGGAGCGAGAGCAAUUCUGCUGUUCGAUCUGUUUGGAUCUUCUGAAGGAUCCAGGGAGUCUUCACUGUGGACACAGCUACUGUAUGAACUGCAUCAAAAACCACUGGGACAAAGAGGAUGAGAAGAGGAUCUACAGCUGCCCUCAGUGUAGAAAGACCUUCACACCGAGGCCUGAACUGAUGAAAAACACCAUGUUAGCAGAUUUAGUGGAGGAACUGAAGAAGACUGGACUCCACGCUGCUCCUGCUGAUCACUGCUAUGCUGGAGCUGAAGAUGUGGCCUGUGACGUCUGCACUGGCAGGAAACGUAAAGCUCUCAAGUCCUGUAUGUUUUGUUUGGUCUCUUACUGUGAGGAACAUCUCCAGCCUCAUUAUCAAUCACCUGCAUUUAAGAAACACAAGCUGGUGGAGCCCUCCAAGAACCUCCAGGAGAACAUCUGCCCUCGUCACGAUGAGGUGAUGAAGAUGUUCUGCCGCACUGAUCAGCAGUGUAUCUGUUAUCUCUGCUCUGUGGACGAACAUAAAGAACACGACACGGUCACAGCUGCAGCAGAAAGCACACAGAAGCAGAGAGAGCUGGAUCUGAGUGUAGAAGAAAUCCAGCAGAGACUCCAGGACAUAGACAAAGACAUGAAGGUGCUUCAACAGGAGGUGGAGGCUCUCACUCGCUCUGCUGAUAAAGCCGUGAAGGACACUAACAAGACCUUCACUGAGAUGAUGCGUCUCCUGCAGAAAAGAAACUCUGACGUGGAGCAGCAGAUCAGAUCCAAGCUGGAAACUGAAGUGAGACGAGUCAGAGAUCUUCAGGAGAAGCUACAGCAGGAGAUCACUGAGCUGAAGAAGAGAGAAGCUGAACUGAAGCAGCUCUCACUCACACACGACCACAACCAGUUUCUCCUCACCUACUGCUCACUGUCAGCACUCAGUCCAUCGACACACUCGUCCACCAUCAACGUCCGUCCUCUGAGACACUUUGAGGACGUGACAGCGGCUGUGGCAAAGGUCAGAGGUCAACUGCAGGACUUCCUCACUGAGACGUGGACAAACAUCUCACUGGCUGUGACUCGAGUAGAUGUUUUACUGACAGAUCCAGAGCCAAAGACCAGAGCUGAAUUCCUCAGAUAUUCACAGGAAAUCACACUGGAUCCAAACACAGCUGACACACAGCUGUUAUUAUCUCAGGGAAACAGAAAAGUGUCAUUCAUGAAAAAUCAGUUUCAUUUUGCUCACACAGACAGAUUCACUGGUAAUUAUCCUCAGAUCCUGAGUAAAGAGAGUCUGACUGGACGUUGUUACUGGGAGGUGGAGUGGACAGGAAAAGAAGUUUGUGUAGCAGUGACGUACAAGAACAUCAGCAGAUCAGGAGAUGAAUGUAGAUUUGGAUACAAUGACAAAUCUUGGAGUUUAUAUUAUUGGAGAAACAAUUGUGAGUUUGUUCACAACAGUAUCCAGACUCACGUCUCAGAUAAUUUGUCCUCCAGAGUAGGAGUUUACCUGGACCACAGAGCAGGUCUUCUGUCCUUCUACAGCAUCUCUGACACCAUGACUCUCCUCCACAGAGUCCAGACCACGUUCACUCAGCCUCUCUAUGCUGGAGUCCAGUUUUAUCCUCGUUCCGUAGGCACAGCUACAGAGUUCUGUAAACUCAAAUAGACUUGAGUUAUCAAAGGAGCAGUUGGUUUAAGGUUAGUGACAACUAAAUGUACUGGAAUCAUGAGUAAAACAAGGUUUUUCUUAACUUGUAAAUCUCUACAUAAUUUAAAGUGUAGGCUUAUAUUGACAUGUCUCAGUUUUUGUGUAGAAGUCUUACAAAGCAUGUACAUACUGCAAAAAAAAGGAAGAGCAAUGAGGAUAAUAAAUAAGGCUGGAUAUUGUGAUUUGUGGAUGUAGUGGAAUUCCGAGCAUCACAGAUUGGGUUUGAAGGUUCCUAAUAACCUUUAAGAGAUGUUCCAGGACAGAGAGGGAAGGUAAAACCUGAGAGUGAGGGAAAAUGAAAAAUAUCCUUGUGUACGAAUCACUCUUUAUGAAAUAAUGUGUAUUUCAGUCUGUUUCAGUUUAUAUGCAAACAUAAGUCCUUGUUUUUAGUACAGAAAUGGUGAGGGUCAAGCACAUUGUUCAGUGAGUGUUGUUUUUGAGCUCAUUUUAGGAGAUGCCGAUUGCAUGGGUAUAAGUCUAUAUGUACUGUAUGUAUAUAUUCUUUAUGGAAAUCAAAAAUGUUGAUGCUUUCUGUCUUUGCUUUUUUCAGUUUUAUUGUACUUUUUU
Molecule: messenger RNA, 2372 nt
Organism: Solea solea (common sole)
Lineage: Eukaryota; Metazoa; Chordata; Actinopteri; Pleuronectiformes; Soleidae
Product: tripartite motif-containing protein 16-like
Exons: 1
Coding region: 90-1763 (557 amino acids)
Molecular function (GO): zinc ion binding; protein binding
Source: RefSeq, a predicted model, not a curated record